AGUUCAUUUUCAGACACUCAGAUACAUUUUCUCUUACUGUACGUGUGAGUGAGCUAGGCGUCAAUAGUGAAAAAUUAAUUUUCUAAGCCUAUAUACUUAAUCGCAUAUUAAAAAAAAUAAAAAAAAACUAUUUGCAAUGGCUGAUUUAAAUGAUUCCAAUGGAAACUAUGACGACAACGACGAGCAAAUUUCGGAGCCCGAGCAGCUGCGUAAGCUGUUUAUUGGCGGCUUGGAUUACCGAACCACCGACGAGGGGCUUAAGGCGCAUUUCGAGAAAUGGGGCAAUAUUGUUGACGUUGUUGUCAUGAAGGAUCCAAAGACAAAACGGUCCCGAGGCUUUGGUUUCAUCACCUACUCACAGUCCUACAUGAUUGACAAUGCGCAAAACGCACGUCCCCACAAAAUCGAUGGACGCACCGUGGAGCCAAAGCGUGCUGUGCCCCGCCAGGAGAUCGAUGCUCCCAAUGCCGGAGCUACGGUGAAGAAAUUGUUCGUUGGUGGACUGCGAGAUGAUCACGAUGAAGAGUGCUUGCGUGAGUACUUCAAGGAGUUUGGACAGAUUGUGGGCGUGAAUAUUGUGUCCGACAAGGAUACGGGCAAGAAGCGCGGCUUUGCCUUCAUCGAGUUCGAUGACUACGAUCCCGUGGACAAAAUCAUUCUGCAAAAAACCCACAACAUCAAGAACAAGACGCUCGACGUGAAGAAAGCGAUUGCCAAGCAGGAUAUGGAUCGCCAGGGAGGCGGUGGUGGUGGCGGCGGCGGAGGUGGUCGCGGUGGUCCUGGAGGCCGUGCCGGCGGCGGUCGGGGUGGCGAUCGUGGUGGCCAAGGCGGCGGCGGUGGCGGCUGGGGUAACAAUCGUCAGAAUGGCGGUGGCAACUGGGGUGCUGGAGGAGGCGGCGGCUUUGGUAACAAUGGCAAUUUCGGUGGCAACCAGGGCAGCUCUGGCGGCUGGAACCAACAGAGCGGUCCAUGGAACAACCAGGGCGGCAACAGCGGCGGAGGCGGUGGCUGGAACAAUGGCGGUGGCGGCGGCUACAGCAGCGGCGGUGGCAAUAGCAACGGCAACUGGGGUGGUAACGGAGGCGGCGGCGGUGGCAACUUCAACAAUGAUUAUCAGCAGAGCUAUGGCGGUGGUCCACAGCGCAACAGCAACUUCGGCAAUAAUCGCCCAGCGCCCUAUAACCAAGGCGGUGGCUUCAACAAAAGUGGUGGACAGGGCAGCGGUGGUGGCCAGGGAGGUUUUGGCGGCGGUAACAACUAUAAUACGAGCCAAGGUGGCAACAUGGGCGGCAAUAGACGUUACUAAACAAGGUAAAACACACUUACAAAAUCAGUUCAAGCUAGACAAACACAGGAGGCAGUCUAGGCACAGGCAGUGUGGCAGUGGCAGAGACA
Molecule: messenger RNA, 1395 nt
Organism: Drosophila albomicans
Lineage: Eukaryota; Metazoa; Arthropoda; Insecta; Diptera; Drosophilidae
Gene: Hrb87F
Product: heterogeneous nuclear ribonucleoprotein 87F
Exons: 4
Coding region: 137-1306 (389 amino acids)
Molecular function (GO): RNA binding
Source: RefSeq, a predicted model, not a curated record